This is a messenger RNA of Trichoderma virens Gv29-8, 555 nucleotides long. RefSeq lists its product as uncharacterized. Gene Ontology annotation, biological process: thiamine metabolic process. Bases 1 to 555 code for a protein of 184 amino acids. NCBI's taxonomy places the organism in Eukaryota, Fungi, Ascomycota, Sordariomycetes, Hypocreales, Hypocreaceae. The transcript is spliced from 2 exons. Gene Ontology annotation, molecular function: ribonucleoside triphosphate phosphatase activity. The record is from RefSeq and is a predicted model, not a curated record.
AUGACAGACCAGGUUACCCGAGUCAUUGUCGCCUCGCGCAACAAUGUCAAGAUCUCAGCCGCAAAGGAGGCCUUUGCCGGCAUGUUUCCGUCUGCGGCAUUCUCCUUCACCGGUCUCAACGUGCCGUCUGGGGUUGCUGACCAGCCCAUGACGGAUGCAGAAACCCUGCAAGGCGCAAAAAACCGAGCUCUCAACGCCCGCGACGCAGAGCCCGAGGCAGAUUACUGGGUUGGCAUUGAGGGUGGCGUUGACGACAGCGGGGACGCCAUGGAGACGUUUGCCUGGGUUUCUACCAGUGCUGCAGCUGAGCGCAUGGGAAGGGGUCGAACCGCGGCGUUCUUCCAGCCAGAAGAGGUAGCAAGGCUGGUCCGCGGAGGCAUGGAACUGGGGCCGGCCGACGACCAGGUGUUUGGAAGUGAGAACUCAAGGCUGCAUUCCGGAUCAAUCGGGCUGCUGACGGGCGACUUGAUCAAUCGAACUGGAUAUUAUGUGCCGGCAGUGAUUGGGGCACUGAUACCAUUCAAAAACUCGACGCUGACGUUUAAAGAGUUUUGA